This is a messenger RNA of Schistocerca gregaria, 738 nucleotides long. RefSeq lists its product as uncharacterized. The record is from RefSeq and is a predicted model, not a curated record. The coding region runs from base 1 to 738 and encodes 245 amino acids. The transcript is spliced from 4 exons. Lineage: Eukaryota; Metazoa; Arthropoda; Insecta; Orthoptera; Acrididae.
AUGCAAGAUUUUUCUGAUAAUUGGUUCAGUUCUUUAGAAAUUUUAAAUGUCCUCAAACAGAAACAUAUUUUUUGUGUUGUGACCAUUCUUUCAGACAGAAUCUCACUCAGACCUAUAGCAGAAGAAAAGGAGUUAUAUGCAGGUAUGAAUCCACAGGAUAAAUGCAAGAGGUGGAGUAAAAAGAAUAAUCAGUCAAUUCAGGUAAAUCGACCACAGAUUGUGAAGGAAUAUAGUGAAUACAUGGGAAGAGUGGAUUUAGGAGACAUGCUUAUAGAACUUUAUAGGAUAAAUGUCCAUUCCAAAAAUUGUAAAUUCGGGGUUGUUUACAGACGUCACUUGAAUCAGCUAGGUGCAACAUCUCAUCUUUCUCUUCUGGAUUUACACACUCAUAUUGCUUCUGGUCUUACUAUGGCAGGAAAUGUUUUUCAUCACAAAAGAGGAAGACCAUCUGUAGAAGAUAUACAAGCUCCAAAGAAGAGGUUGGUAGCUUCCAGGCCUAUUGCAGAUGUCAGAUAUUAUAAAGUUGGUCACUGGCCACAACACAGCUACCAGACAGACCGCUGCAAGCUAUGCCCUAAAGGAUUCAGCAGAGUGUCAUGUAUAAAAUGUAAAGUGUUCAUAUGUCUAACAAGUGAAAUAAAUUGCUUUAUGUCUUUCCACACCAAUAAUACAAACUGUUAUUUUUAUCCUGCAGAAGCUCACAACUGCUCUAUACAGGGUGUUCUAGAAGAGUCUUAG